AAGUGACAUUAAUUAACUUUUGCUUCGCGAGCUCGUUGUUCAAUUCGGUGAUUUGGAAAUUUUGGGCCAGUUUUUUCACUUUCGCACAAAGUCUUUGAAUUGAGUGUGCAAUGGCGAGUCAAACGCAUGGAAUUCAGCAAUUGUUGGCCGCUGAAAAGCGAGCUGCAGAAAAGGUUGGCGAAGCACGGAAAAGAAAACAGCGUCGGCUGAAACAAGCCAAGGAGGAAGCCCAGGAAGAAAUCGAAAGAUACCGCCAGGAACGUGAUAGACAAUUCAAAGAGUUCGAAGCGAAGCACAUGGGUAGCCGCGAAGGUGUUGCGGCUAAGAUCGACGCUGACACGGUUGUUAAGAUAGAGGAGAUGAGCCGCUCGAUUUCCGUCAACAAGGCCGCUCUGAUUGACGAGAUUCUUCAGCUGGUUUACGACAUCAAACCGCAACUGCACAAAAAUUUUCAAAUCAUGGACAAGAAGUAAGGUAUCUUUCCUAUUUCAACACGAUACGGCUAGCAGAAUAGGAGCCAACACUAGUUUUAAAUCGAACAUCGCCACUCUGAAUGUUAAUUCUAAAUAGCAAGAUGCUGUAAAUAAUUGUUUCCCAGAACAUUUUUUUGGUGUUUCAUUGUUUACAGUUCAAGCUGACUGGAAUAAUGAAAUAGAAUCGGUUUAGAAGAUUUUCGUUUUGUGUUAUCAUAAGGUUAAUUUUGUAUUUAUUCGGAAAAAGUAUUACCUUUACAGAACCUGUUAACAGUACCCGUGUGGCUUUUGUUCAUUUCCAAAUUAAAUCGAAUUUAAAAAUGCAAGCUUGAGAUUCAUCACCUGGUCCGUGAUAUGUCGCAGUUUAUUACUAUUUACCCUAAAAUCAAUCGUAACCGAAGUCAUGACAAUAUUAAUCGUUAAAUGUCCAAAUCCGUAAAGCUUUCAACGUUUCGAUCGCCGCCUUGAUAUGUAUAAGGUGUUGAUCAACAUUUUUAAAUCUCUUGUCCGUUCUCAUUGUUUCUGUUAAACAAAUUGCAUCUUGACAAAAUUUACGAAUAUAUCUUCUCUACUCUCUGUAACGAGGCAACGGUCGCGGUACUAGUUCAUAUAGAUUUUUUGUGUUACAGCGCCAUCUAGUUAAAGCUAAAAGCAUGCAAUAGAUAAAAAUAGUGCAAGAUUGUAUCGGAUUACAUUACACUACGCAGCCAUGUAAAGUACAUAAAUUAUAUCUAUUAUGGAGUGAAUAUAUCGUUACGGAAAGAA
Molecule: messenger RNA, 1238 nt
Organism: Wyeomyia smithii (pitcher-plant mosquito)
Lineage: Eukaryota; Metazoa; Arthropoda; Insecta; Diptera; Culicidae
Product: V-type proton ATPase subunit G-like
Exons: 3
Coding region: 111-473 (120 amino acids)
Biological process (GO): proton transmembrane transport
Cellular component (GO): vacuolar proton-transporting V-type ATPase complex
Molecular function (GO): proton-transporting ATPase activity, rotational mechanism
Source: RefSeq, a predicted model, not a curated record